CCCAGACCAAAGUAAUCGAGCAAAACGCGUCUCAGGCCUGUGAGUGGAGCACUGAUCAAAACCACUGAGCAAAAAUGGCGGAUGACAAGGAUCCUCUGAAGCAAUUAAAAGAUUUGACGAAGCUCAAAAAUCAAUUGGAGGAAAUCCAGAGGCGAGUGGAGAACGAAGUGUCUGUGGGAAUCCCUCAGGGAGGCUCAGUGUUGGGAUCUCCGUUUCUGAAGGGCUUUCUGGCCGGCUAUGUGGUGGCCAAACUACGCUCCUCUGCCAUCCUGGGAGUGCUGCUGGGAACAAUCACUGGCAUGUACGCGGCACAGAACUACCAGGUGCCCAACAUUGAAAGGACCGUGAAAGAGUACAUAAACAGCUCGAGAAAAGGACCAAAGUAAUUUGGGCUCUUGCCGGUGAAAUAAGGGGCACAAGAU
Morone saxatilis (striped sea-bass) is the source of this 422-nucleotide messenger RNA. Its product is annotated as SLC35A4 upstream open reading frame protein. The record is from RefSeq and is a predicted model, not a curated record. Lineage: Eukaryota; Metazoa; Chordata; Actinopteri; Moronidae. The coding region runs from base 75 to 386 and encodes 103 amino acids. The transcript has 3 exons.